AUGGUAGUAGUGAACAAAUCUCAAAGCACCUUGAGCUCCCGCAGAUCAUCCUUCUUCAAUAGUCAUCAAUUGACACAUCCACCACAACCAGAUGUUUACUUCGUGGGUGUCGAUGUUGGCACUGGCUCUGCUAGAGCAUGUGUUAUCGACACCAACGGUGUUAUUUUGGGCUUGAGCGAAAGACCCAUCACCCGUCAUCAAUUGAAGGCCAAUUUCAUCACUCAAAACUCGACUGAAAUUUGGAACUCCAUUUGCUUCUGUGUUAAAGCCUGUUUGCGUGAUUCUGGCGUGCAACCUUCGGAAGUGUUUGGUAUCGGUUUUGAUGCAACUUGCUCUUUGGUUGCCGUCUCUCAGUCCACAGACCAGCCGGCAGGCGUCGGCCCAGACUUCCUUGACAGUAAAGAAAAUAUUAUUUUGUGGAUGGAUCACCGUGCUGAAAAAGAGACAGACGCCAUCAAUGCUACCGGGGAUGUUGCCUUGAAAUACGUUGGUGGCCAGAUGUCCAUUGAGAUGGAAUUACCUAAAAUUAUGUGGUUGAAAAACAAUCGUCCAGGGGGAUUAGAUGACUUGAAAUUCUACGAUUUGCCAGACUUUUUAACUCACAAGGCAACAGGAUCUGAAGCUCGCUCCUACAAUUCGACUGUGUGCAAGCAAGGGUUCGUUCCCCCUGGCGUAGAUGGCUCGACCACAGGCUGGUCUAAAGAGUUAUUGGAGCUGUUGGGCUUGCAUGACUUGGUCGCAAAUGACUUCGAGAAGCUUGGUGGUGUUCCCGGAAAGAAUGGUGUGUGGCUCAGUGCUGGAGAUACAGUCGGUAAACUUACAACACGCGCUGCCGAAGACUUGGGCUUGACCACUGAAUGUUUGGUUGGUAGUGGUGUGAUUGAUGCUUAUGCUGGUUGGAUUGGUACUGUUGCUGCUAAGGUUGAUCUUCCUUCUCACCCUGAGUUGAGUGAAGACUCUAACGGAUCCAUGAGCACUGGCUGUGGUCGUUUGGCCGCUGUAGCUGGAACUUCAACAUGUCACAUUGCAAUGUCAGAGAAACCCUGUUUUGUCCAAGGUGUUUGGGGACCAUACAAAGAAGUAUUCGGCCCGGGUUUCUGGCUAGCUGAAGGUGGACAGUCAUGUACCGGUGCCUUGUUGGCUCAUGUCUUGUCCACUCAUCCAGCUCAUGGAGAGUUGGUGCAGCUUGCUGAGGCCUCCAAUUUGUCUAAGUUCGACUACUUGAACCUCGUCUUGGAGAACAUGGUCUCUGAUACCGAAUCACGCUCAGUCGUGGCACUUGCAAAGCAUUUGUUCUUCUAUGGUGACUUCCACGGAAACAGAUCCCCAAUUGCCGAUCCAAGAAUGAGAGCUGCAAUUAUCGGUCAAUCGAUGGAUACCUCUAUUAAAGACUUGGCAUUGAUGUACUUCGGAGCAUGUGAAUUUAUUGCUCAACAGACAAGACAGAUUGUGGAAGAGAUGGAAAAAGGCGGUCACAACAUCAAGUGCGUGUACAUGAGCGGUGGCCAAUGUCGUAACGGGUUGUUGAUGCGUCUUCUCGCUGAUUGCACAGGUUUGCCAAUAAUCGUUCCUCGCUAUAUUGACGCCGCUGUGGUUUUUGGAUCCGCGUUGUUAGGUGCUGUGGCUGCCCAGGACUUAGUUAAUGAGCACAUUGCCACGAAAGGACGCUCUCGCAAGAGUUCUUUGCACUUGACCAAGAAUCCAGUCACGCAGUCGCCACCACAUUCGCCAUACACUGCACCAUCAGCCACUGCCUCGGCCACUAACAUGAGCUCUUUCGUGUACACUAGUGCAACCCAUCAUGGUGCUCCAAUGAUGACUCCUGUGGGAGAGGAGCAGGCUGAUUACUUCUCACAAGCCUCAAACCAAGAGCCAGCUUCUUCAAACACAGCCGUAUUGUCAGGCGAGUCUGAUUCUGAAGAUGAGCAAACACUUUCAUUUGGUUCCAAACAAAAUACCUCGCAGACUGUUCAGAAAGACCUUUCUCACAAACUCAACAAGCUCAACAUAAAACCCUUGACUUCCAUCAGUGGCAGCGUCAAGAGAAAACAAGUUAAGGCUGAAACUCAAGGUGACAAAUUGUGGCAGACUAUGGAGAAACUUACUGGUCCCGGUAAGGUCAUCAUGCCUAGUGAUGAGAACGACCAAGACCGCAAGCUUUUGUCCGCCAAAUAUGCUAUCUUCUUGGAACAAUGCUACAAGCAACAAGAAUACAGAAAGCGGAUUGAUGAAAUUGAGAAGCAGCCUUGA
Molecule: messenger RNA, 2250 nt
Organism: Australozyma saopauloensis
Lineage: Eukaryota; Fungi; Ascomycota; Pichiomycetes; Serinales; Metschnikowiaceae
Product: putative phosphotransferase
Exons: 1
Coding region: 1-2250 (749 amino acids)
Biological process (GO): carbohydrate phosphorylation; pentose metabolic process
Cellular component (GO): cytoplasm
Molecular function (GO): D-ribulokinase activity
Source: RefSeq, a predicted model, not a curated record